Molecule: messenger RNA, 1356 nt
Organism: Alligator sinensis (Chinese alligator)
Lineage: Eukaryota; Metazoa; Chordata; Crocodylia; Alligatoridae
Gene: NFKBIE
Product: NFKB inhibitor epsilon
Exons: 6
Coding region: 16-846 (276 amino acids)
Biological process (GO): signal transduction; cellular response to lipopolysaccharide
Cellular component (GO): cytosol
Molecular function (GO): protein binding
Source: RefSeq, a predicted model, not a curated record
GGGGAGGUGCCUGAGAUGACAUGGGGAAUAAGCAGCAGGGACUGCAGGCUGGUGCACUUGGCCAUCAUCCAUUGUCACCCAAUGGUGGCAGUCUGCAUCGCCCACCUGCCCAGAGAGGUGCUGGAAAUCCAGAAUGACUUGUUCCAGGUGAGUGUCUGUCUGGGAGGGAGGCAGACGUGUGCUGCCAACGUGGUCUGUACCACAGGAAUGGGGAUGUGGAUACAGUCAGUACAACCAUUUCUGCUAGCUGUGUACCUUGAGCAGCCCAGUGUGGUACAGGCACUAAUGCACAAGGGAGUGAACCUAGUUCUGCAAGACCGUAAUGGCAACACCCCGCUGCACCUGGCCUGUGAGCAGCAGAGCUUGCCCUGUGCCCAGCAGCUGCUGCAGGAGCCAGUCCCUGGGCAGCGCCCGCAGGACCUACAGCUCCAGAACUGGCAAGGCCUCACCUGUCUGCACAUCAGUACCCUGAAGGGGAACCUGCAGCUGAUGACACUGCUGCUGCGGAGUGGAGCAGACAUUAAUGUCCAGGAGGGCACGAGUGGGAAGACGCCGCUACACCUGGCAGUAGAGUGCCACAACCGCGAGGCAGUCCAGUUUCUCCUGCGCAAGGGGGCCUAUGUAGACGCCCAGAUGUACAAUGGCUGCACACCCCUGCACCUGGCUGUGGGCCGGAAAGAUGCCGCCGUUGCUGCCAUCCUGUCCCACUCAGGUGCUGACACCCUGCUGAGGAACAUGGAAGAUGAGACCGCCCAGGACCUGGCUGAUGGCAACGAUGAUCUCUUGGCCCUCCUGCCUUUCGAUGACCUGAAGAUCUCGGGGAAGCCUGUUGUGUGCUCUGAAUGAGGGAUCAAACUGACUUCGGGGGCUGCGUCCCCACCUCUCUGCAGGAGGCAACCUGCUGCUGCUCCCUACUCCUUCAUGGACACCUGUAUGCAGCACACUGAACUGAUGUGCAUGGAGAUACAGCUUGGGAAAUCCUUCCCUUUGUAGCAGAGUGCCCGUGGUCUCUGACUUGCACUCCAAGCAGGGAGCAGCUGGAGGAAGGUAGCACCAUGAACACUACAUGAGACUCUUGAAUGGUGCUUUAGGACCUCUGGCUUGUGGGAUGGUACCUGUGCUGCAGAGAGAAGGGUCUGGCAUUCCCUCACACCCUCCCCCCUCAGUUGGGGACAAUUGGAAGGGGACAUCAGUCUCCACGCUGUACCGGAGAGCAGCCAGCAGGUGGAAUGGCCUCUGCUCUAUGCCCCCAAGUAAUAUUGGAGCAAUUGCAGGGCAAGGACCAUCCCUUUUUCCCAAAGAGGCUCUCCGCCACUCCCUUCCUGUUGAAUAAAUUCUUCAUCUAUUUGCCUCUGC